UUCGGGACAUGUAGUUUCCUCGCCGCCUUGGGCGAGUUACUGUUCGAGUGUCGGCCUCUGCGGAAGAGCCUCCGCGGCCUGGAGCUAUGGGACCAAGGCCCCGGGAGGGAAGUCACUUACCAGAGUGUGUGGGUUCUUCAUCCAGAGCUCAAGUCAUCUGACUCUUGGGAACAGCGAGACCUUGCAGGACCUUGCAGGACCUUGCGGUUCCUCUCUUCAUGUGCUUGUCUGAGCGGGCCCGCGUUGGCCAGGGGUGAAUUCGCACGUCGCCCAGCAUGAACUGGAAGGUCCUUGAACGCGUGCCCCUGCUGCUGUAUAUCUUGGCAGCAAAAACCUUAAUUCUCUGCCUGGCAUUUGCUGGCGUCAAAAUCUACCAACGGAAAAGAUUAGAAGCAAAACUGGAAGCGGAAAAGAAGAAGCAGUCAGAGAAGAAGGAUAACUAGAGGGAAAAAUCAGAGAGCUCACGAUUUAAAGGUCAGCCGGAGUGGAUCCCAGCUGAGAAGGAAGAGGAGCCAAUGAUCGAAUGGGCUGUUGGAGAUACACUCCCAACCUAGAGGUUUAACUUAAGAUUGUGUGAAUUUUUUCAUGCCCUUAAAAGAACCAGUAUUUUGUUUACUGAAAUAAAAUACCUUUGUAAGAC
Molecule: messenger RNA, 640 nt
Organism: Hyaena hyaena (striped hyena)
Lineage: Eukaryota; Metazoa; Chordata; Mammalia; Carnivora; Hyaenidae
Gene: SMIM11
Product: small integral membrane protein 11A
Exons: 5
Coding region: 276-443 (55 amino acids)
Source: RefSeq, a predicted model, not a curated record